AUGGAGACUAGAGUGUUGGUGUGGCUCGACAGACAGCCGAGCCUAAGUGUUGUUUUUUUGUGCUUUGGAAGCUUAGGUCGUUUAUCUGUAGAACGGCUGAAGGAAAUCGCUGUGGGGUUGGAGAGAAGUGGCGAAAGGUUUUUAUGGGUGGUGAAGAAUCCACCUCACUUUGACGACGCCGAUUUCAAUUCGAUUUUCCCAGCAGGGUUCUUGGAUCGAACCAAGGAAAGAGGAUUCAUCGUCAAGUCCUGGGCUCCGCAGGUGGAGAUUUUGAAUCAUGAAUCGGUGGGUGGAUUCGUGACUCACUGCGGGCGGAACUUGGUGCUUGAAGCAGUUUGUGCUGGUGUUCCAAUGGUGGCAUGGCCUCUCUACGCUGAGCAAAGAUGCAACCGGAUAUUGCUGGUGGAAGAAAUCAAAAUCGCUUUACCGAUGAUGGAGUCGACUGAAAACGGGUUUGUCAGUUCAAGUGAAGUGGAGAAGCGAGUUAGAGAGUUGAUGAACUCGGACGAAGGUAACUCAGUUAGGAGAAAGACUCAGGGCAUGAAAGAUGAAGCAAAAGCAGCAUCGAAUGAAGGCGGGCCCUCUUGUGUGGCCAUAUUCAAAUUGUUUGAGUCAUGGAAGCUAAAAAAAUGAGUUCGUUAUGACUUGAUACAUAACUCAUUCUGUAUUGGUGGAUUGGAAUUCUAUGGUUUUGGAAUUUUAAUUUGUUAAUAUAAAAAAAAUUUUAAAAAUAAUAAAAUUGAAUAAUUUUAAAUUAAAAAUAAAAUAAUACAUAAUGAUAUAUCA
Mangifera indica (mango) is the source of this 786-nucleotide messenger RNA. RefSeq names its product UDP-glycosyltransferase 88A1-like. NCBI's taxonomy places the organism in Eukaryota, Viridiplantae, Streptophyta, Magnoliopsida, Sapindales, Anacardiaceae. Gene Ontology annotation, molecular function: UDP-glycosyltransferase activity. The transcript has 2 exons. The coding region runs from base 1 to 633 and encodes 210 amino acids. The record is from RefSeq and is a predicted model, not a curated record.